AUGCCCAAAUUAAGGAAGACACGAGGAGGAAUUGAUACCGGAGCAGGUCUGGACGGUGCUCACUCAGAUUCGGAAACAUCUACACCAGCUGCUCCCCGACUACCCCUAGCAGCAGCACCGCGUCCGCCAUCAAUGCCUGCUCCUCCUGUCCCGGGUUUCCGACCUCCUCUACCGCAGUCAACGGACUCAGCACCGGCAAUUCCAAGUCCAUUGGCACAUCUCAAAAAGCCACCUCCAAAACCACUAUCCAAACCUUCGUCUGUGGCCAAUCUGGUGGCCGGAAAGCCACCUCCUCCUCCGCCAUCAUCGCGGAAAGUCAGCACCGCUGCUCCCCCUCCCGCUCCCCCUUCACCUCCACCACCUUCAUCCUCGGGUUUCGUCCCUCUUGCACCACCUCCUCCGCCGCCUUCGGUAAGCCCUGCUCCUCCAGCGCCGCCACCGCCGCCACCGGUAGCAAGCCCUGCUCCUGCGGCACCACCCCCUCCGCCACCACCACCACCGCCAGCGGUCAGCUCAGCUCCUCCUCCUCCUCCUCCUCCUCCGCCAUUCUCAAGCUCAGCACCUUCAUUAGCACCUCCACCGCCUCCCCUACCGCCUUCUACUUCUCCAGGACCACCAUCUAGGUCAACACCGCCUCCACCGCCAGGCCCGCCUCCACCACCAAGUCUGCCACCAGCAACAAAUGGCGCAGGCCCCGCCCUCGCCCUCGUCGCCUGUUUCACCGCCUGCUUCUCGACGAGUUUCACAAAUGCCAUCUCGAUCUACACUAGACGCAAGCUCGUACACUCUGACCAAUGGGAGUUUAUUUGGUGCAUCAAGCGGAUCGAGUCAGAUUAG
Fonsecaea nubica is the source of this 837-nucleotide messenger RNA. RefSeq lists its product as hypothetical. Lineage: Eukaryota; Fungi; Ascomycota; Eurotiomycetes; Chaetothyriales; Herpotrichiellaceae. The transcript has 2 exons. The record is from RefSeq and is a predicted model, not a curated record. The coding region runs from base 1 to 837 and encodes 278 amino acids.